Messenger RNA from Funneliformis mosseae, 1422 nucleotides. The record is from the annotation of a GenBank genome assembly. NCBI's taxonomy places the organism in Eukaryota, Fungi, Glomeromycota, Glomeromycetes, Glomerales, Glomeraceae.
AUGAAAAAUUUAUCGACGACUUUGUUCAUCCUAAUAGGAUUAUGUUUAACGCAUACCGUAUCAUCGGAAACAUGCAUACAAUACUUUAAUCCGCUUAACUCGAAGGAAAAUAGAGUUUUUGAUUGUCUAAUGGCAUCACCCGCACAAAAGCGACAAUUACCAACUCCACCGGCAUCGGAUAACAUGUUUAACGUGCAAUUUAAUUGUUUGGUUAAUGAUAAAACAUUGUGUAAUAAAGUUGAAAACGUAUUCGUUACAGCAGGAAGGUUUAUAACAGCGACGCUAAAUCUAAAAGCAGUAAUAUCCGUGAAUGCGACAUUUUUAAAUUUUUGUGAAGUUAACAUCGCACCAGGAAUAGAUUGUAAUAACCCGAAUAAAGUGAUCUUGGGAGCGGCAGGGCCAGCGAUGGUAAUUCCGUAUAAAGACGAAACGACCGAUAAAGUAAGGUUAUACCCACAAGCAUUAUACAAACAAUUGGGGUUACCGUCACAUCCACAAUUUGGACCAAAUGAAAUCAUGGCAGUAUUUAAUUCCGCCGCAAAUUAUUGGUUUGAAGGGGAUCCAUUGCCUAUGCCAGAAAGACAAGCUGAUAUGUUACUAGUUGUAACUCAUGAGUUGAUUCAUGGGUUAGGGUUUACAACCGCGUGGGAUGACUUGUUUGGUAUCAAUGCAUUGACGCCUGUUAUUGCUGGAAUAACAGAUGACGAUGCACCGUCAAAAGCUCCGGGGGGAGUCAUUCCCAAAGAACCAAACGCACCUGCUGGUUCAUCAUUACAAUUCCUGGAAUUAAUCUUUGAUAAAUUUAUGAUUUUGACAGCAGAUGGAAUUCAAAUGACAACACAAACUGAUGAAUUAAAUAAAUUCCAGAUUGAUGUACAAAAUAUAAAAAAUGAAGAACAGCUGGCUCAGGCAUUUAUGGCUUCACCACAAUAUAAGGUCGCUCAAGGCUUGUUUCAAAAAGCCACCACAAGUGGUUCGAUGGGUUUUAAAACAACCUCCGGUGAUGUUGUUAUAUUAGAAACUAGUCUAUUACCUUUUCAGUCUUCUUCGAGUAUUGGACACGUAGAUUUCGCGACCUAUAAGAAUUCUAGUGAUUUUUUGAUGGUAUUUAGAUCUCCUACCGCUACUCUUGGUCAAAUGAUGGCUACGGCCGGUAGCAUUGAUACCUACGGUCCUAUCGGUCCUUUAUUGCGAGGGAUCUUACAAUCGAUGGGGUAUGAAAUCAAGGAUAAAUAUGUUCCUCCUGUCGAGUUGCCAAGUGCUAAAGUUCCUAGCAACGAACCUUUUGCUAUUCAACCUGAUGAUGUUAAUGUAGGCACUAAUAAUAAAAAAAUGUCAAACAACGGCAGGAUUAAUUCACCCAUUGGCAUCAAUGUAUUAAUAAUAGCCUUAGCUUGUAUAUUAGUAACGUUGUUCAUGUAG